CUGACGGUCAGAGGGGAGGCCUCUUUGCUUCUUGCUACAUCAAAAACUUUACCACUGUGCACAUACAUUGUGGCCUCCUCUAGUGUGACAAUGGAGCCAUCAGGAAGCACUACGAUAUCAUCAUCAAGCAACCACACCCUGAACUCAACAGGUGGCAACUGUCCAUGGGAGGUUAGCGACAAGGCCAGACUGUGCCGCUUCCUCUGCUAUGGCUCUGAGGGAGACAUAUACACUGCCAGAGAGGAGGGUCGUGCCAGCAUGGAUAGUGCAGGAGCUCUGCUGUCCCUCCUGCAGGAGGGCAGAGGUGCUGAGGUGGUGGAGGAGAUAAAAAGGUUCUCUCAGGAUGGGAGAGCAGUCAGUCUCGGCCCUUCCUUUUUUGCUUUGGCUGUGUGCUCCCAGCACUCGGAGCUGAAGACCAGACAGGCAGCAUUCAAAGCCCUGAAGGAAGUUUGUCGGGACCCCGCCCACCUGUUUUCUUUCAUCCAGAACAAGAAGGAGUUGAAAGAGGGUAUGAAGUGUGGUAUUUGGGGACGCGCCCUGAGGAAAGCAGUGUCUGACUGGUACAAUGAGCAAGAUGCCAUGAGUCUGGCUGUGGCUGUGACCAAAUGUAAACAGAGAGAGGGUUGGUCACAUCAGGAUCUGCUUAGGCUCUCUCACACUAAACCAGCUAAUGAAGCUAUUGCCUUGAUCAGUAAAUAUGUAACAAAAGGAUGGAAGGAAGUCCAGCUUGCUUAUUCUGACAAAGAGAAGUCAGAAGAGGUCGGCAAAGUGCUUUCGUAUCUUGAAAUGGUGGAGAAGGUCAAGCACAGUUGUGAUGAAACAGAGGUCAUCAAUUUAAUAGAGGAACACAAGCUGGAGAGGGAACAGCUGCUGACAGAUCACCUGAAGUCCAAACAGGUAUGGAGAGCUUUGUUGAAGGAAAUGCCUCUCCAAUCAUUGCUAAGGAUCUUGGGUAGGAUGACGUCAAACAAAAUUCUUGAACCAGGAAGCUCAGAAACACAAGCUGUAUGUGACAGAAUCCAGAGUGAGACGGCACUCACGAAGGCAAAGAUCCAACCUUUCAGCAUACUCUUGUCCUCUGAAAACUACAAAAGAGGCCAAGGCUAUCAGGGUAAAACAAAAUGGGAACCAGACAGCAGCAUCCUCAAAGCAAUGGACUCUGCCUUUUACAAGAGUUUUAUGAACGUGGAGCCUGUGGGUAAACGCUUCGUAGUGGCAGUAGAUGUGGGCACAUCACUGAGCAGCAUUGUCCCAGGGACGUCAGUCAGCACGGCUGUCGCUGCUGCAGCUAUUACCAUGAUUUUUGCAAGGACAGAGCCAGACACACAAGUGCUGGCCUACUCUGAAGGAGCUUUGGUUCCCUGCACCAUCUCUGCUGACAUGACUCUCCCACAAGCAACAUUUGAACUGGUUAAGAUCCCAGGUGGAAACACAGACUGUACCCUCCCCAUCACAUGGGCCAUAGAGAACGGGAAAGCUGUAGAUGUGUUCAUCAUUCUGACCAACAACCCAUUGUGGACGUUUACAGCCAGCCCGGUGGAGUCUCUAAAGACGCAUAGACAAAAAACGGGAGCCCAUUCCAAGUUGGUCAUGUGUGGACUGACCUCCAUUGGACACACCAUCGCAGACACAGAAGACAGGGGUUUACUGAGCAUCUGUGGCUUUGACCUCGGAGCUUUGAGUGUCAUUCGUAACCUAGCCCAGGAUCUGAUUUGAUUAAGUAUUGGGACAAUCUCUCAAUCGUGACUUAGAGCACAAAAGGAAGGCACAAAGUGUACCAAGGCGGCUCACUUAGCAUUUAGAGUGCCCUAAAACAGCACUUAUCCAAAAGAUGUUGACAUUUACAAUUCCAAUUUCUCUUUUUGUAUUAUGUCGCUUACGAGUCAAUUGACAAAGUGUCCAGCGGGCUGGACAACACUAAAGAACUGUUAUGUGCAUAUAUUUUUUUUUCUAAAAUUGGAAGUGAUAAGACAUGAUGUGCCAGUGCAUGUCAUGCUGUCAAGAGUUUAAGUGCAAACAGCACUCAGUAUGUUAAGUGCUUUGAUGGCUCUUGGUGAGACGGUAACCCAAUGAACAAUAAAUUCCAGUCAAUUAUAGGAAGAAGUUGUCAGAUUAAAUAAGAGGAACAGUGUAAGAGUAAGAAUGUUUGAGGCUUAGUGCAACUGUAGGUUUAUUUUAAGGGGAUUUACUGUCGUUUUUGUAUGUAUCUAUAGUAUGAUUUUAGCAAGUUUGAUAUGAUGGUAGAAGCAUUUUAAAUUUGAAAGCCUGUCUCCGUCUCAUGUAGCAUUAUUAUAAAUAAGUAACAGAUAUACUGUAAAAGAGAGAAGUUGAAGCAAAGCACCAAACGUGAACUGAAGUGUGUCUGUUGGUUUUUCAAAUUCUUUGAUUUCUUUGGUCACAAGUUUUUUUUUUUUGUUUUUUGUUUUUUUUUGAGUGAUAUUAAUGUGUAGGAUUCCAUUUACACAACUCUUGCCUUUAGCCUAGAUACCAUUUUUAGUUGUUUUAACAUUUGUUUUCCCCUAAGCCAAUUAUAUUUAAAACUGUUCUGCUGUUGUCGAUUUAUCCUAUAAAAAAAAAACCCUUGGUGCUCUUAAAUGUGAUGAUACAUUUUGGGGGGGAUUUUUUGGCGGAUUUUUUCUUUGGUGACACAAUAAUGCCAAUGUUUGGGACUGUAAGUCAGUUUACUGUAAAUUGGAGAAAUUGACUUAUUCUUAUAUUUUACUCUGAAUUCUAUGCAUCACAAUUUUGAGUUCACUGUCUUAUUAUGUCCAGGAAGGACAAAUUAUAGCUAUUUAACAACUGUUUACUAAGACUGAAUCUGCUAGCACUGUAAUACUUCUGUAUUUUUGAUGUAAGAAUGUCUGUUAUGCAAAAACUCACAGAUAAUUGCGACCUUCCUGGAAUAAAACAAAUUGAAUGUACUUUUGUAAAACCUGUUACUGUAGAGAUUUAAAUUACAAUGCUUGAUAUUUCUUCAAACAAUAAAUACACACUGCUGCUUACAGUGUAUAAGCUUUAGGGGCCAAUUAAUUUGGGGGGCAAGCAAACAACUACAGAGGUGUUUCCUGUUUAAGUCAACAGUAAAUUGACUAGUAUUGAAAUUGAAUAGUACUGAAAGCAUUCACUAAACUUGCCACUCAACUCUGUUGUAAUUCACUUUCUGUAGAGGAAUAAAUUCCUGACCAUGUUACUGUGAAGGAUGUUUGUCCACACAUGCCGAUACUGUCGUUUUCAGUGGUUAGACAAUGUCCUCUGUUCGGCCAAAAUGCUAUAAAGCUAAAAUAUGAUUGUUGUUAUGUUUGUAGUUGAAAGUCUGACACGAGAUAGUUGUAUGAGUUAUGUUAGCUCACAGUGUUUCACCACCAUGAUUAACUUCUUUUUCAUCAUAUUGUCUGUUGCAUCCAUUGUGCUUAACAUGUGAGUACAUGACUGUAGUGGCAGUGUAAACCCCUAAUAAACACUUUGCUGCUCUUGAAA
This is a messenger RNA of Plectropomus leopardus (leopard coralgrouper), 3477 nucleotides long. RefSeq names its product Ro60, Y RNA binding protein (gene ro60). Gene Ontology annotation, molecular function: RNA binding. The record is from RefSeq and is a predicted model, not a curated record. Gene Ontology annotation, cellular component: ribonucleoprotein complex. NCBI's taxonomy places the organism in Eukaryota, Metazoa, Chordata, Actinopteri, Perciformes, Serranidae.